CUGGGCUUGAAGCCCGACAGUUUCGUUGGGCUGUGUCCCCGACAUGAGAGUGCCCUGCAGCAGUGCCGAGAGCUGGGACCUCCGUCCUGCUCUUCCCCAGGGAGGCCCACGGGCUGGCCUGGGGUCGGCCCCACGCCUCCGGGGUCUGACGGCACUCGCCUUGCCCUGCAGCACGACCCUCUCGUGCCUGUGUCGGCCUCCAUAGAGCUCAUCCUGGUGGAGGACGUGCGGGCGAGUCCGGAAGAGGUGACCAUCUACAACCACCCUGCUGUGCAGGCGGAGCUGCACAUCAGAGAAGGCUCCGGCUACUUCUUCCUCAACACCAGCACUGCAGACAUCGUCCGGGUGGCCUACCAGGAGGCCAGGAGCGUCGCCACG
Molecule: messenger RNA, 378 nt
Organism: Ceratotherium simum simum (southern white rhinoceros)
Lineage: Eukaryota; Metazoa; Chordata; Mammalia; Perissodactyla; Rhinocerotidae
Source: RefSeq, a predicted model, not a curated record